Messenger RNA from Astrephomene gubernaculifera, 4835 nucleotides. The record is from the annotation of a GenBank genome assembly. NCBI's taxonomy places the organism in Eukaryota, Viridiplantae, Chlorophyta, Chlorophyceae, Chlamydomonadales, Astrephomenaceae.
ACUUUUAACUUAACAAAGUCUAGAUGGCCGUGUUGUUGCCUAGGACUUUUACAGGGAGCUCCUUGCUUGCAGCAGAGUGCUCUCCUGGCUAAGCAUGGAACUCCACACCCGUGAAUAUAACAGAAAAUGGGGUGCCUCUUUAGCAAGAAUGGCCAGGUCCGGAUACUCUCUGACGAUGUCGAAGAGCCCUUGCCUGCCUCCGCGUUCUCCAGCCGUGGUGCGGCGCACGCCUGGCUCCAAGAAAUUGGACUACCCCAGUAUGCCGCGCCAUUUGAAGACGCCGGCUUCAGUGACUGGGACCUACUGUCCUGCCUCAAUGCCGCCGACCUGGAUGCUAUCACGACCCACACGGGCGCCAUCAUCCCGCCCGGCCACCGCAAGAAGCUGCUCAUGGCAUCCAGGCAGAUGGGCCAGUCCGCCCAACAAGCGCUAUCGCUGACACCGGCGCUGGGCUCUGCCCGGCGCUACAGCCACGGCAGCUACCACAGCGGGGCGGGGCACGGCUCGCGAGCGGGGGGUCUGGGGGCCUCGGCCGCAGGGGCGCUGGAGCGGCGCUCAACAGGCCGACGUCCCAGCGGCAGCACCUCCCAGCGCCACCCCAGCGGCUCCCAACCGGGCCUCCCACCGCCAGGUACGGCGGGACCUGGCGGCAACUCCCUGCACGCACACGUGCAUGCACAUACGGCCGGCGGGGGGCCGCUGCAGCAGCCCCGAGCGGCCACGGAGGAGGGUAUGGCGUCCGGGCGCCGCAGCCGGCCGCACCUGGCGGCUGCUGCGGGGGCCCUAGCCGCAUCGCGCAACAGCAGCCGGAGCAGCCUGACGCCCUUGCUGUGGGGGGGAGGUGGGGUUAAUGGAGCGGUGUUGAUGAGCGGGCAUGCGAUUGGGUACAUCGCCUCGCCAUCGGCUACAGCGGGCGGUAGUGCCCAUGGCAGCGGAGGAGGAGCAGGGGGUGCAGGAGGGGAGGGGUGGACGCGGGAGGAGGGCUACCAGGGGCUGUACCAAGCGGUGGAUCGGCCCGGUUCGCGCUCGGGAGGGUUAGGGACGGCCGCAGCAGUGGCAGUGGCGGCAGCAGCAGCGGCAGCUGCCUCCUCGCCUGGCGGUCAGCCCAGGCAACGUAGGCGGUGGUCGGUCAGCAAGCAGGCGGGGAGAGGUGUGCUUUUAGGAGGUGGCGGUGCGAAUGCGGCGCCCAACGGUGGCGCGACCGUGGCCUCCGUUGCCGCGGUGGCUGCGACCGGAGGAUCUGAAUCGUCGCGAGGGUGGACGGAUAACGGAGAGGCGGUGGCGCCGGGAGCCCUCGCGGGCAGCAGCGCCGGCGGCCGUGGGCAGGCUGACUCAUCCGAGGAAGUACGGCAUUCAUCAAGGACGUCCUCUUUCGCCACCACCAGCACUCCUGCGCACGCGUUUUCUCGUGACUUGGAUCAGCUGGUUAUGGGGGCGAACGAUUGGGGGCAGCAAAGCCGGAAGCGCGCGGGGUCGCGGGGCCAAGGCCUGGCGGCAGCGCGCCCGGAAAAGCCUUACAGCGGGUGCUACGUUCCCGUGUCGCCGCCUCGCAACAACGGUAAUGCUACUGCUGCCGCCGUUGGCACCGCAAGCACUAUGUACGACAGCGUGCCGCAGUCAAACGCUGCUGCCGUACCCUCGUCGCCAUCAUCACAGCAGCAGCAGCAGCAGCUGCUGCCCCUCCCCGCAGCUGUCACGGCCAGCACUGGCUCCCCCGUCGCCACCGUAAAGCCGCAUCCGCCGAUGUCUGCAGGCGGCCUCGGCAGCAACAACAGCCGUGACGCCCAACUGUUUGUACGGCACACGCAGCUCGUCCUGGAACCCAGCACCACCGAUCCCACGCCGCGGGGCGCCGUCGUGAUGCAGUCCGCCAGCCCCGUCAACAACAACAACAACAACAACCCGGUUGCGGUCCCAAGCAAUCACCGCGCCGUCGGCGCCUCCCCCAGCGGCCCCGCAACUACCACAUCAGCAUCAGCCUCAGCCUCGCAUGCCGUUGCCGCGGAUGGCGCAGACUCCACGCUCAAGUCCUGGGCGCAAGCGCUCGUCCCGCAUUCCCCAAAGCCCGGUCUGUACUCUCAGCUCUCUGGAGGACUGGCGGCAGCGGCGGCGAAACAGCCUCGAAGCCGUACGACAGGCGGCGGGGAGCCGUCGUCGCCGCCGCGGCCGCCGCUGACGUCGGGAGGUGCCUCCCGUCCGGCGUCGCCUGGAUUAGCGUGGGGAGGGUUGUUUGGAGGCGGGGCGGCGCAAACAGCGGAGAAGACAAGCUCGCCUGGGAAUCACUCCAACGGUGGUGGCGGAGGCGGAGUACGGGCUUCGGGCGGUGCCCUGCCUCGCUUCGUACGGGCAAUUGCCGGCUGGGCCAUGCCCGCUGCGGCGGCGCCUGCGACGGCUCCCGUCGCCGCCUCCGCCGCCGCUGCUGGCGGCAGCGGCAUGGGAGCCCGCCGCCAGUCUGCGGACCUGUCCGGACGUCGUAGCGACGCCAAGCCGGUUAGGACACCGGCGUCACCACCUUUGGAGGUCCGUGGAAGUAGGGUUGCAGCAGCAUCCACCGCUGGUGGUGGUGGUGCUGCUGUUCGUGCUGUCAGCGGCGGCGGCGGCAGCCUCGGUGUGCGGGACACGUCGAAUCGGGGCGGAGGCGGCUCAACGGUGGCAGCUGCAGCGGCAGUGGCGGCGGCGAUAGCGAAGGAGCCGAGUGGUAAAAGCGGAGUUGCAGGCUUGCAAGGCGCGAGGUCUGGUCGUUACAUGCUGGUACCUGACACGUCAGCGAACCACGGGCCAUGGGACCAAAACUACGCGCUGUGCAUCCAAGGCCGCGCCUACAAGCCAAUGGAAGGAGCAACCGCAGAGGCGGGAGGAGCAUCUGUCGCCGCCGCCGCUCCUGCUGGCGGCAGCGACGGAGGCGGCGGCGGCUCGGAGGGCGCGUCGCCAGGCAGUCGGCCUGCCACCGCAAUGGCGGCGGCGGCCGCCGCCGCUCGUGGCGGAGGCUGGCCGUUCGUCAUGCCGCAGCUCCCGCAGCCGCCUCGGACGUCGUACAGUGGCAUGCCGGCAGCGACGACGUCAGCGGCGGCCUCCAAUUCCUACCCCGCUGCUGGCGGCGCCUUUGCCGGCCCUGCCGCCGCCGCCACUGCUGCCGUACUGGCGGCUUCGCCAUCGUACAGAUUGACGCCGCUGCAGGAGUCAUCGCAGCAACUCGGUUUGAACAACCCCUCCGGCGGCGGCGGCGGCGGCGGUCCCAGCGUGUCUACAUCACUCUUGCUUGAGAGUGUGAGGCUAAGCUCGCAGUUCUAUCGCGAAGGCGCCGAGGCAGUUGUCGUACGGCGGCCUGCCGUUGCUGACGUACCGAUGGCAGCAGACGCCUUGCCGCAAGCGGAUUCUUAUCCCAGCACCGCCGCCGCCGCUGCUGCUGCGGCCGUCGUGAGGUCAUCCUCUCACAAGCAGUCCGGCUCGGCCAGCUACUCGACGCUUGGAAUGCCGUCGCCGAGGCAAUCGCCAUGCAGUGCUCCUGUUGCUUCCGAGGGCACUAACAACGGUAACAACGGCAGCGGUGGGGGAGGCAUUGCCGCCGCUGCCGCCGCGGCCCAGUGGCCCGCGCAGCCGCUGCGACCACCCACACGCGCGCGGCCCAUGUCACCGGGAGCUGGUCCCACAACUCCCACGUCUCCUGCAAUGCCGCCUACGGCGGCGCCGGCGGCGGCGGCGGCGACGGUAGCAGCAGCUGCGUCUCCUUACCGAGUAGGGCCCCAUGCGGCGAUGCAGCGGCUGGAUAGCGUUGAUGGCAAGCCCACUGCCGCGGCCGUCAAUGCCGCUGCUGGCGGCGGCAACCAUCGUUUUGACGCGCCGGCGGCGGCCGCGACGGCGCCGGGAACGCCUCCGUCGGGUGCUCCCCGCCCGACACCUGGCCGCCAACUGGACCUCCAAAUGCUUGCGGAGCAGGUAUCUCGGAUCAUGGCGCGCCUGUCCGACAUAACGCAAGACGGCAAGGAGGCCGCGGCUUGCGAGGCACGGGAGGCGCAGGGGCAGCAGGGCGGCUGCGGAGGAGUCGCGGCAAUGGCAGCGGCGGAUGGAGUAGCCCCAGCAGCCGCAUUGGUAAUGCCGCCGCAGGCGACCGAUGGGAAUCUGGAACAUGUGCCAGCUGGAUACGGUAGCAGCGGCGGUGGCGAAUCCCUACGGAAAUGCUCGAGGAUGCAGGCCAUGGACGUGAAGCGUCAGGAGCUGCAGCGGCUCCAUGCGGACCUGGUUGCCCGCGUCUCAGCGCUUGCACCAGCAACCACAGCACCGCCAACAUCGCCAGCAAGAUCCGCAGCGCCAUCGCCACCCUGCACUUCUCCAGCCACAGCAGCCAAGGCUCCUGUUGCAGCAGCAGCACCAACAGCUGCUGCGGCCGUGCCCGCCGCCGUCACAGCGGCAGCAGCCGAAGCGCUUGCUGAUGUGGAAGCGCGCAUUCGCUCCAAACUAGCGGAGCUGGCGGAUCUCACGUUGGACAAACUGGAAGAGGAGCUUGACGGAGGCGAGGAGCAGCCGCAGCAGCAGCAGCAGCAACAUGUGGGCCAGGGGCUGAAUGGCGGUGGCGUCGGCGGUGUCGCUGAAAGGGAGGGAACUACGGCGGCAGGGCCCCAGCGGAAACGCAGCCUGACCUCACCGGAGAGGGCUCUUCGUGGCGGCGAUGUCGGAGCAGUGUGUCAAACGCCGGCGGCGGCGGAGGUGAGUGUACGGCAGCGGCAGCGGCGGGAUGACGAGGCGGCGCUGCGGGAGGAGGUGUUGGCAGUGCUGGGGGCUCGAAAGCGUCAGAUGCGGUGUGUCGGCGGCGGCGGCGGAGGGGCCGCUAGGAGGGA